Polyodon spathula (Mississippi paddlefish) is the source of this 785-nucleotide messenger RNA. RefSeq names its product guanine nucleotide-binding protein G(o) subunit alpha-like. The coding region runs from base 10 to 606 and encodes 198 amino acids. Gene Ontology annotation, cellular component: heterotrimeric G-protein complex. Lineage: Eukaryota; Metazoa; Chordata; Actinopteri; Acipenseriformes; Polyodontidae. Gene Ontology annotation, biological process: adenylate cyclase-modulating G protein-coupled receptor signaling pathway. Gene Ontology annotation, molecular function: G protein-coupled receptor binding; guanyl nucleotide binding; G-protein beta/gamma-subunit complex binding. The record is from RefSeq and is a predicted model, not a curated record. The transcript is spliced from 5 exons.
UUUGACAACAUGAAUCGGAUUAUAUCUCCAGAGUAUGUUCCGACUGAAACGGACGUACUGCGCGUUCGACUGCGGACCACGGGCAUCAUCGAAACCCAGUUCAAAGUGAACCGCCUCGUCUUCAGGAUGUAUGACGUUGGAGGUCAGAGGACAGAACGGAGGAAGUGGAUUGGCUGCUUCGAGGAAGUGAGGGCAGUACUCUUCGUGGUCGCGCUGAGCGGGUAUGACAUGACCCUCAUAGAAGACCCUGCAAUGAAUCGUCUUCAAGAAAGCUUGAAGCUGUUUGCCUCUAUCUGCAACAAUGUUUUUUUCAGAAAUACCUCGAUGAUUUUGUUUCUGAACAAAAUUGAUCUUUUUCAAGAGAAGAUCUUGCACUCAGAGAGACACUUGAGGCUGUACCUGCCGGAGUACAGAGGUGCAGACUGCGAUGUGGACGCGGCCGCUCGAUACAUCAGCAGCAAGUUCCUGUCACUCAAUAAAACCCCCAGCAAACUCGUUUACCAUCACUUCACCACGGCAACCGACACCUCCAACGUGCAAAUUGUCUUCCAGGUCGUUAUGGAUACCAUCAUAAAGGAAAACCUGGAAGCUGUCUCUCUGCUUUGAGGAGCUCUUGUACUGGACUAAAAACAAAGGCUUCUAGAGAGUUGGACUGGAAAGGGUUCUGUGAGCCGUACCAUUUUGAUAUUGAGGUUAAAGGAACCGGCUCCUGUAAAAGACUGGUCAGAGCUGAAUGUGGGCUGCAUUCUUAGAAGGAUCCUGUCAAGCAAACCCCUACACUAUAA